GUAAUCUAGAAUAAUUUCUUAAUAAUUGUGGCAACAAUGGUUUCAAAUGAAGGAAGUGUUUGUUUAGUGCAGUAGAUUAUUGCUGUAAUGCUUACGACUGAUAUCUGAGUUUAACUGAAGUGAUGAUUGUAAAUGUGCAAACAUUUGUGUCUCAACAUUAGUUUUCUUAUUAUCCUAUUAUAGGAUGCUUGUUUCAUAUAACUGUGAUGCCAUUUCUGUGUUUAAAUGAAUAUCAUGUUUAUUUUAUAUAAUCAGAGAUACAUAUUUAAUCGUAUCAUUACACCUUUAAUUUAUGAGCAAUAUAACUGUCAUCAUUUUAGAGUUUGUCUUUCUGUGUGAUAAUGACCAUACAGAAAGACUUCCUCCAUUUAUGGAAACCCAAAAUUUAAGCUCUUUGAGUUUCCAUGGAAAACAACACAUAGGAUAAUGUGUGAAAAACUUAAAUGUAAAAUCAGCUAUGAUAUUUGGGGGGUCUGGCAAACUUUCUUUGGGUGUGUCUUCGCGGAUAUCGCGUUAAUUGUAUGCAUCCGGGAAAUAGCAUGAGCUGCUUAGACCAGUAAGAGCUUCGCUUGUGUGACGUCAUUAUUCCGCGAAAAAACAGCAUGGUCAGGUUAGAAUAUAGAGGCAUGAACCACGCACAGUCAUCAGAAUCAGACCCGAGUUAACUUUUUUGGCGUUAUUUGAGAGGGGCUAUGUGAUGCUCUAUAGUGUCUUUUUGUUUAAGACUGUUUGUUUACUGAGAUGGAUAUAUCCCGACGAAGUUUAAAAGAUGCUCAUAUUAUAUUGGCUUCUUGAGUCUUGAAAUGAGCUCAAAGGAAACUAAAGGCGUUGAUUUUGAGGGUUUGAACACGUCACUUAGUGGGGGAGUCAAAACGUUGCUGAAAUGUAUAUAUUUUAUAUAUGUAUAUAAUGUGUAUUUUAUGCUAAUAAAUUCAUGUGACGUUUGUUUACACAUGUAGGCUACGUUUAAAAAAAUAAAUAAAACGUUCUAAUGAUGAAAAUUUUAGUAAUUUAUUAGUUAUUGUUUUCUUUAAAAAGAACGUUUGAAUGAUAUCCACCCAUAAGAGUUUAAAAAGGAAAGGAAAGCUUUAUAUUUUCAAAAAGAAAAAGCAUGCAUCCUUGAUGGUGUUAUGACUCGUAGUGCCCAUUGUUUGAAGCUAUUAAUGCGGCAUUUGGAUGUCUUGAAACCCACUCAUGAUGCCCUGCAUUACCGAAAUUUCACGUGUCGGCUGCGUGUGGGUAACACUGCAGUUUAAAUAACGCACAUGUUUAGCUAAACAAGGAAAUGCAAUUACUAGACUUUCCAGCAUUUGAAUAAUUGGAAUUGCUUAAUUAUCCCUAAAUUCCAUGCUGUCGCUGAAAUAAAUCAUUUUUGCGUGCUCUGUUAAUUUAACUUCAUAAGGCUCAGUAAUAUAAUAAAAAUAUAGGCUAGACGUAUGAGCAGACUAACUUUGAAAAUAGGCUAAUAGAAUAUAUUUGUUAUUUUUGUAUUAUUAUUAUUUUGCCCUUUAAUCAUAAAUUGUAAUCAUUUUAUCACCUGUAUCACUUUAUCUUAUAGGAUACGGUCUUUAUAAUACAGAUAUCUUUGACUUUCUCAGAGGGCUGCAGAUUGGCUAUUUCUGUCACUCUGCUACAUUUGUAUAAAUUUAUUUAUGGCAUCUGCACGCGGCAGACUCUGAGAUGCAGCAGCGUUCAUCAGGCGAUUGGCAAAAUAGAUUAGGUUCUUCCUGGCAAGGUGAACUUCCACAGACAAAGUCUGCCCAGUAACAAUCCGAAAGCCUCAGACGCGCGCAGAACAACUAUUGGCUAUGCAAAUUGAUCAAAGAGGGGGUGGAAACAACAGCGAGGGGAAAAAAAAGGUUUUAAAGAGACAUUUCCUAUCACAUUUUUAAAGUGUUGAAACGAAGCAACUGUUGCAAAAGCACAUAGCUGUGGUCUGUUGAGUUCUUCAGAAUCACUGUUUAGAAGCUGGAGAGCCUCGAGAUGCACCAUUAUCAAUAACUCACUAUAGAUGUUCUCUUGAAGGUCUUUGAAGACACACUAAGGCUAUUUAACCCUAUUAUACGAAAUGUUGACCUGUUUUGACUCUUUGCUGCUUUAGUGACUUUCUGAAUGAGUUUGUGCGAUAUGCAUGUUGAAAUCGGUCACCUGCAUAGCAGAUCACAAUUAUGGAACGCUCACAUCUUCUUUUGAGACUUGCUAUUUUUAAUCAUAAAUAGAGACGAUAAGAACGCUUUAUAUAAUACACUGGGGGCAGCGCAAGAGAAUAUAACUAUCAUUCAGCUGAUAUCUCUGUCGAGCGAGCGUUGCUUCAUGCUUUCGCUGCAUUUCCUAGAAAGCUAUCUCGUUGACCACAAGGCGUUGCAGCUUCAUGUAGCUCUAUUUUGACUUUGUGAUGACGAUGUGGCGUUUAGUGUCCCUAAAGUUAAAAAAAAGAAAGUUUUCUGACCGUCCAUUGGUCUAAUUUGCGCAUAUGUCUGCAUGGCACAACUGUAUUGUCAACUAGGAAAUGCAUUUCAUAUGCAUAUUAUUUGAUACGAAAUUACAUCGUAAAACCCCCAAACCACUUUUUUUUUAAACUUUGAGAUAUUAUAUGUAAGUUGAGUGUUGCAUUGGGUGCACUGUGUUUAUGGUUAUGUUUACCCAGAGUCCUUAAAGUAGUUGCGCAUUAAUGGCUGAGUUGACUAAGGAUGAACAUCUUGCAUGAUCCAUACAUAUAUCAUCCAGUAGCCUAUUGCAAUUCUUGAACUUCUUGUGGGGGCCACUGAUAAGCAGAGCAAGAGGGCUGGAAAAGAAGAGGAAGACCUAGCAUGUUGCGUCUGGCCAAUAAUAAGAUGAGGUUGCGUCACAGCCUCACAUCGCAGACCUCAAAUGUUGCAGAGAGAGGAGCAGAGCGAGAAAGAGACUAGUGAGAAAAAGUUUGCAAAGGGAUCGGGACUAACCUGGACAGCCUUGUAGACUGGUUUUAUGUGCCUGGGAAGUCGUAUCUGCUCUUUUUGACAUUUCGCAGCCAUUCUAUUUGACUGUUUGUAGGCUUAUUUGAGAUCGAAAAGGACUGUAACAAUCAUGGAACUGCUUUGUCUCGAGAUGGACACCAUUAUAAGAGCCCGUCCUGACCCGAAUCUUUUAUACGAUGACAGGGUUCUACAAAGCUUGUUGACCAUCGAAGAGAGGUUUCUUCCCCAGUGUUCAUAUUUUAAAUGCGUUCAGAAAGAUAUUCAGCCUUUUAUGCGGAGGAUGGUCGCGACUUGGAUGUUGGAGGUCUGCGAGGAACAGAAAUGCGAGGAAGAAGUUUUUCCACUGGCUAUGAACUACUUGGACCGUUUUUUAGCGGUGGUACCAACAAGAAAGUGUAACUUGCAGUUGCUCGGCGCAGUGUGCAUGUUUCUGGCGUCUAAACUGAAAGAGACGCGACCAUUAACUGCGGAGAAACUGUGCAUCUACACUGAUAACUCCAUUAGACCGCAAGAACUGCUGGAAUGGGAGCUGGUUGUUCUGGGAAAAUUGAAGUGGAAUCUGGCUGCUGUCACUCCCAAUGACUUUAUUGAGCACAUUCUGAGGAAACUUCCGCUGCCUGAGGAUAAGCUGGACCUGAUCCGUAAACAUGUGCAGACUUUCAUCGCCCUUUGUGCAACAGAUUUCAACUUUGCCAUGCACCCUCCAUCCAUGAUUGCAACGGGAAGCGUGGCAGCGGCUAUCUGUGGCCUGCAGCUCAACAGCACUAACCGCUCACUGUGGGGAGACAACCUAACAGAAUUACUCGCCAAGAUCACAAACACAGAAGUUGAUCUGUUAAAGGCAUGCCAGGAGCAGAUUGAAAGAGUGUUGAUGAAUAACCUGAGGGAGGGCCGCCAGCAGCAGCAGAAGCAGCAGCAGCAGGAACAGGGUGGCCCGCGCAGCAAAGCACUUGAUGACCAAGACCAGUCCAGCACCCCAACCGAUGUACGAGACAUCAACUUGUGAGCUUGCUGCAGGAACGCUGUGAUCAGUCUUCAAGAAGAAAACGAUAAAAAAACAACAAAAAACUAAAAUGACAAAAAAACAAACAACCCCAACAAAAAGUGCUUGCUAGUCUUUGUAGAGUUUUAUCUUCAUUUUACAGUAAAAAUUGCUCCCAUAAAUGAAAAAGAGAAAAAAAAAAUCAAAGCUAUUUUAGAUAAAAAUAAAAUAAAAAUAGAUAUUUUUUAAAUGAUUUGAUACUGAUGCAAAACGCUCUACGGUGCCUCAGACUCUUAGAAGGGAAGCGUGUAGUAUUUUGCAAACUCUUUUGAUUGUGUAAACAUAAUAAUAUGAUAUUUAAUGCAAAAGUGUUAGUGUAAAGGGCUUUUCAAAAUAGAGAGUCUACUGUAUCAGACUGGCUUGAAAGGGUACAAAAAGUGGGGCUAUGUUUUUUUUCUUCCUGUUUUGUUGUGAUUUUUAUUUUAUUUUUUGGUUCAUGUUGGAAUGCCUGAACUUGAACACACAAUGAGGUGCCAUGAGUAUGAAUGGACACACCCAUUCACUUGGCUGUGCAUUAGGACCAGAAAUAGGGAUUUAAAAAGGAGUGGUGAGACACAAGUCUUAUACUAAGAAUGCAGUGCUCUUUUGCUAGGGCAACAGGGGCUUAUAUCUUGAGAAUAGACUAUUAAUAUUAUUUUUAUUAUGAUUAUUAUUAUUUCUGUUAAACAAGCAGUUAUUGUUGCAAGUUAUUGUCUCUCGAUGCUAAAGUUACAGACACUUCAAAUAAGCUUUUGUCAAGCUGCUUGUGUGCAUGCAUUUAUGUGUGGUGUAUGUUUGCUCAUGUGCAAGCGUGUACAAGUUACUCUAUAUCAAGCACUCUUUUGUGAGUCAUGUGGGCUUCGUUUAUCUUGAUUAUCAUCUAUCUGCAAGUGUUUGGUUAUAGAGACUGGUUCAGUGGUGGGCACAUGGUCAAAGGACUGGACGGGGGAUAGUACAAUGCUUGGAGGGCAUCCUGUAUCAGUGCCUUACAUUAAAUGCUUUUUUUACUGGCCUUUGAACUGCUUGAGGGCUGAGCCCAACCCAGUGCACAGAACAAGAGGAGGCAAGAACAGGGAGCGAACCGAGACGACCACGUUCCCUUGUAUCUUCUAAAGGCAAGAUUAGUUGUUUUUAAAAUAUGUGGGUAGGGAUUUCCUUCAUGGCAACCUCCCACUAAAUAUUACAGAUGUAUUGUAUACAGACAGUUUAUUACGUUAUUACGUAUUUUGUUGUGAGCAAGUUGAAGGAGCCUUUGGCUGAUUUAUGGUUGGUCCCAUCAGGGACUGAAAAAUGAGUUGUUUGCAAACAAAUGUGUGCUAAUGCUGUUAGCAGCAAAGGAAUGUGUAGGCAAGAAUGAUCAAGGAUGAUGACGAUGAAACGUGGUUGGUUUGAGGUGUGAAGCAUGCUGCUGUGGUGAGGAUGCUUGUAUGGAGUUAGGAGAAGCAGGAUAGGAGGCCAAAGGAGAAACAACGGCUAUGGUUUCCAUAUAUCACCUGAUAUUUAAGAUUUUAAUCUAUUUGUCUGUUUAUUUGUUUGUCCUUUAGUUUUUAUGUCUCGUGUUUGAAUUACAAACCAGUAUCUAAACCAGUUCCAUUGAUACUGCUGGUGCAUAACUGGGAAAGGUUACUCCUUCGGUUUAAGUUCAGACAGCAUGUUUGCCAUGGAUAACAAGUGGUUAAGGUUAAGGAGUCUUUUUAUUUUUAUUAUUUUUUUUGGGCUGGUUUCCCAUGUUCAGUUCAUUAUAGUGUUAAAGCAUUGGAAACCAAUGUAUAACAACAACAACAAUGAAAUAACAAUAUUAAUGCAAAUGAAAAAAAAACAAAAAAGACCAGAAAACAGAUGGAAAUAGAAGAAAAAAUGUUUGUUGAUUUGCACGCUCCAAGGGCAAUUUUCUGUUUGAAAAGACUUGUGCAACUGCAACAUAGCAGAAAAAAAAAUAUAUGUAGUGCCUUGAGUCUGAUGUAGACUUUCACCCUGUUUUGCUGAGGCUAAGCAUAAGACCCAGUACCCAGCCAUCCAAAAUACGCUGCUUCCAAAGGUUGAACUGGCAUGGGUUUGAAAACUUUUACAAGUCAUUACACAGCGGCUAAAACAGGGUGCAUCAGCAGCACAAAACGGCUUUCAUAUACUGAAUUCUCAUAGCUUACCUUGAAAAGGGGCAGUCGAGCUUAGGUUUGUGUCCGUCUGUGUAUGUGUGUGUGUGUUUGUGUGCAUGUCUUUCUGUGGGUAAAGGAGAUGUUUACAUGUACUCAUGCAUUUCCUUUCUCCAGAAACAGUUCUUAGUGAUGCUUGAGUUCCACAUGUCACAUUUCCUCCAUCCUCACACCAAAACCCCCGGUCAAUGUUAUUGUAUUAAGUUAGCCUGUCUUAUUAUUUUUCUAGCUCUGUUUUGAAAAUGAAUUACAGUACUGUUAAUAGAUUGUAUGGCUGGCUAAGUGGUUUGAGUUUGAAUAUGGACCGAAGUUAUGUUCCUUAAGGGGUAUGAUACUGUAUUCCAAAGUGAUGAGUGAUGGAAAGAGUGUGAAGACAUCAAUCAAGUGUCAAUAUUGUUAUUGGUUUUUUUUUUUUUCGCUGCUAAAAAGCUAUGAUUUUUUUUUGUUUUGUUUCAUCUUAUACACAAAAAUAACAUUACAUAGUUGUGAUGUCACAUCAGUGUGCUGCUAUUUUAUAAACAAUUGUAUUAUAAUUAUUUUACUGCUUACAGAAUACUUUUGAGAAUACAGAAGUAGAGGGUAAAAGAAGAACAUGAAUUGAGUAUUCGACUGGAAAUGCUCUUUGUACAGUGUGCUCUUAUUAAGGCAUGUUUCUUUACCUUUUAAUCUUUUUUUUUUCCUUCUCUUCUUUCUCCGUCACAUUCUGUAAGUGUGGUAUCUCUAUACCUCAGGUUUACUGGACAUAAAAGACCUUCCCAUUACCUCACACAACUCACAACAGUUUUUUCGGGAACCUGGAAAGGGCAGCACAAAUAAGAGGUUAUGUUAUUUCUGCUGUGUCCUAUGUAGUAAAUUAAGUGGAAUUGAAUUUCCAAAGUAGAUGAAUAGCAAGCUUACAAGGCUCCCACCUGGACUUCAGAAAUAGUAGACGGAGGAGGUGAGAAUGUUUGACUGUGUCUUAUGUACACAGCCUAUAUCAGUGGAAAUAAACUUGUAAAUAUCAAAUAAGCAGCAACAACAUUGAGAAAAGCCCUCCUCCCUCCACUAUAACCAUAUCAUGUACCUCAGUUAAUUCUGUUGCACAACCUCUGUUCAAUAAAUCUGCUUUAAAGAGCUGUGUUGGUCCUAUGUUAUUGUUCCCUUCUAUUGGCAAAGUUAACAGUGAAAACAACAAUGGGAAUCUAUCCAGCAUGUUAUAACCUGGUAAAUAACGACUGUGAAGACCGUGUUGAUAAUCAGACACAGGCCAGAUGGAAAAUGACACAUUUCAAAAAUAAAGCAGAGGUUGACCUUUUCUGUUCAACAAUGUUUCCUUCCAGAAUUAUCCUCUAAAUAAUUACAACUAAAUCAGAGUAUCACAGCUGAUUUUGAGGAGAUUAAUUUUUUAGGGUUUGGCAACUCUGUGGAUAUUCUUUGGAUUUCUGUUGAACUCAAGUAAUUUGUCAUUGAGAGCAUGAAUCAAGUUAAAGGAGAGGACAUGCUGUAUGCGAAGGUCAAUAAACUUACCAUGAAAGAA
Messenger RNA from Carassius gibelio (silver crucian carp), 7647 nucleotides. It is a transcript of the gene ccnd2a, whose product is annotated as cyclin D2, a. Gene Ontology annotation, biological process: regulation of cyclin-dependent protein serine/threonine kinase activity; positive regulation of G1/S transition of mitotic cell cycle; mitotic cell cycle phase transition. Gene Ontology annotation, cellular component: nucleus; cytoplasm; cyclin-dependent protein kinase holoenzyme complex. The transcript is spliced from 5 exons. NCBI's taxonomy places the organism in Eukaryota, Metazoa, Chordata, Actinopteri, Cypriniformes, Cyprinidae. Gene Ontology annotation, molecular function: cyclin-dependent protein serine/threonine kinase regulator activity. The record is from RefSeq and is a predicted model, not a curated record. The coding region runs from base 3067 to 3963 and encodes 298 amino acids.